AUGGCUCGUAAGACCCUGGAUAUGGACUUGGAGGCUGAAACAGCCGAGGCGGCUUCCCUGAGACGAGCAAGCAGCGCUCCCCUGAUCCUUGGGCUCAGCGACAUGGAGCAGAUUUUUCAACCGCUCAACCUGAGGACUCGGAGGAAUAGUAACAUGAUGAUGAGCCACCAGAGCUUGGAAGAAGGGGUGGAUGAGACGAGCAGCGAUCUUGCAUAUGACAGGGAACUUCAAACAGCAAUGCAGAUAAGCCAACCAUGGGAAGAGAGCUUGAGCCUGACUGAAGCUGAUUUCAACAAGCCCCAGAAGCUGUAUUCUCCUAAGAGAAUUGAUUUCACACCCGUGUCUCCAGCACCAUCACCCACCAGAGGAUUUGGAAAGAUGUUUGUCAGCGGUGGUGGACUGUCAUCCAGCCCUACUUCCAGUCCAAGACGCUAUUCGAGGUGCAGUCAAAUCCCCGGAAAGUGCAUUAAGCCCAGUGCCAUUGGUCCUCUUAAGAGAAAAGGUGAGAUGGAGACAGAAAGCCAGCCCAAGAGACUCUUCCAGGGUGCGACCAACGAGCCGCCUGCCGAGGCCACCCAUGUGACUGACCUCACUUCUGGUUCAGAUAUUUUGGAUGACACUAGUAGCAGCAGUGGCUUGUCCUCAGAAUCCCAGGCUAAAGGCAGCGCUCCUGCAGAGGCUCCCGGAGCGUGCUCCAAACCAGGCGCCUCCUUCAUCUUGAUGGAUGAUCUGUCACGCAAGUGA
Molecule: messenger RNA, 744 nt
Organism: Elephantulus edwardii (Cape elephant shrew)
Lineage: Eukaryota; Metazoa; Chordata; Mammalia; Macroscelidea; Macroscelididae
Gene: PABIR2
Product: family with sequence similarity 122B
Exons: 9
Coding region: 1-744 (247 amino acids)
Molecular function (GO): protein serine/threonine phosphatase inhibitor activity
Source: RefSeq, a predicted model, not a curated record